Molecule: messenger RNA, 1344 nt
Organism: Capronia coronata CBS 617.96
Lineage: Eukaryota; Fungi; Ascomycota; Eurotiomycetes; Chaetothyriales; Herpotrichiellaceae
Exons: 1
Coding region: 1-1344 (447 amino acids)
Molecular function (GO): FMN binding; oxidoreductase activity
Source: RefSeq, a predicted model, not a curated record
AUGGCGCGACUCAGUUACAAGCCCCAGGCCAAAGCACAACCUUCUGGCUCCGCUUCAACGACGUCGUCCUCGUCUCUUCCAGAGCCGACGCCUCACGACCUGAACUGCCUGACGAUCGGCGAACUGGAGUCUCUGGCGUACGAGCGCAUGGACAAACAGACCCGGGAUUACUACAACGAAGGUGCGGACUGUGGAAGCACCUUGAGAGAGAACAUCUCGGCGUAUAGCCGAUACCGAAUCAGGCCACGCGUGCUGCGGGAUAUAUCACAGAUCGACACUACGACGACCAUCUUCGGGCCCGAGACAACAGUCAGUGUGCCGUUCGGGGUGGCGCCCACGGCGAUGCAAUGUCUGGCCCACGAGGAUGGUGAAAUCGCCACGGCGCGCGCAUGCCGCAACAACGGAGUGGCCAUGGGCCUGAGCAGUUUCGCCACCAGUACGCUUGAAGAUGUGGCCGAGGCCAAUGGCGACAACCCACAUGCUCUGCAACUGUAUUUGUUCGAGGAGCGCGAGCAUAGUCGCAAGCUGAUCGAGCGGGCUAAAAGGGCCGGAUACAAAGCCGUCCUGCUCACCGUGGACACGCCCGUGCUGGGUCGUCGCAACCUGGAGAUUCGAAACCAGUUCAAGCUGCCGAAACAUCUGUCGAUUGCCAAUUUCAAGGAACAGGGCGAUGAUGUCGAGUCGGCGGUAGAUCCUCCUGGAAGUGGCACUGACAAAAAGCGCAACGGCAGCAAUCUCUCUAUUACACCUUCUUCGUCCAUCUCCACCACAACCACCGCCACCUCCUCAUCCUACCACGACGGGACCUUGCGAAACCCGCCAUCCGGACCAAUCACAUUCCACACGCACGCCGCGAACCCAACACUGAACUGGGAAGAAUCGAUCCCCUGGCUCCGCGAUGUAUGCGGAAAAGACAUGCAAAUCUGGGUGAAAGGAAUCGCGACCGCCGAAGAUGCCCUGCUAGCCGUCCAUCACGGGGUUGACGGCAUCGUUGUCUCCAACCAUGGAGGCCGACAAUUGAACGGCGCCCUCGCGACACUCGAUGCUCUCCCCGAAGUCGUGGCCGCCGUGCAACGUCAAGUGCCUGUGCACGUCGACGGCGGGAUCCGGCAUGGCACCGAUGUCUUCAAAGCUCUUGCGUUGGGCGCGGACUUCUGCUGGAUUGGUCGUCCUGUCUUGUGGGGGUUGGCGUAUAAAGGGCAGCAAGGGGUCGAGCUUUGCUUGAGGUUGCUGAUAGAUGAGUUUCGCUUGUGUAUGGGCCUCGCGGGCGUCACGAGUGUUCAGGACAUUACCAAGGACUAUUUGUGUCGUGUGGAUCGCGAUGGAUUUGUGAGUAGGUUGUGA